This is a messenger RNA of Eptesicus fuscus (big brown bat), 825 nucleotides long. Its product is annotated as reticulon-1-like. Gene Ontology annotation, cellular component: postsynaptic density; neuron projection. Bases 12 to 815 code for a protein of 267 amino acids. The transcript has a single exon. The record is from RefSeq and is a predicted model, not a curated record. Gene Ontology annotation, biological process: brain development; endoplasmic reticulum tubular network formation; neuron differentiation. NCBI's taxonomy places the organism in Eukaryota, Metazoa, Chordata, Mammalia, Chiroptera, Vespertilionidae.
UCUCCCAUGCCAUGGAUCAUCCCUUUUCAACACCAUCAAAGGAUGGGGAAGGAGCGUGCUACACAUCUCUGAUUUCCGACAUCUGUUAUCCACCUCAGGAGGAUUCCACAUAUUUCACUGGAAUUCUUCAGAAAGAAAAUGGCCACGUCACCACAUCCGAGAGCCCUGAGGAGCUGAGUACCCCUGGGCCCUCCUUACCAGACGUGCCUGGGACGGAGCCUCACGGCUUAUUUAGUUCUGAUUCUGGAAUAGAGAUGACUCCUGCAGAGUCCACCGAAGUGAACAAGAUCUUAGCAGACCCCCUGGACCAGAUGAAAGCAGAAGCUUACAAGUACAUUGACAUAACCAGGCCGGAGGAGGUGAGCUAUCAGGAGCAACAUCACCCCAAGUUGGAAGAGAAAGACUUUGACUUUAAGAAUAAGGACACUGAAAUCUCAAUAAAAUCUGAAAAGGCCCGUGAACCAGAGAAACCAGCUCCUGUGGAGGGAAAAAUCCUCAAGGACCAUUUAUUUGAAGAAUCAACAUUUGCUUCUUAUAUAGAUGAUCUCUCUGAAGAGCACCAUAGAGCCUCCGUGGUCACUGCCCCCAUCAAAAUCACGCUGACUGAAAUUGAGCCUUCUGUUGAAACUGCUACCCAAGAGAAGACCCCCGAGAAGCAAGAUGUCUGUCUGAAACCGAGUCCUGACACAGUCCCUACUGUCACCGUCUCAGAGCCUGAAGAUGACAGCCCAGAAUCCAUCACUCCUCCGUCUUUCGGAACAGGUAAGGAAACUUGUAUUCCCUACCUUGGAAAGAUCCAGCACAUGGAAAUCUGAAUAUUAAGAA